This is a messenger RNA of Talaromyces proteolyticus, 2014 nucleotides long. Its product is annotated as multicopper oxidase-domain-containing protein. The transcript has 8 exons. Gene Ontology annotation, molecular function: copper ion binding; oxidoreductase activity. Lineage: Eukaryota; Fungi; Ascomycota; Eurotiomycetes; Eurotiales; Trichocomaceae. The record is from RefSeq and is a predicted model, not a curated record. The coding region runs from base 1 to 1965 and encodes 654 amino acids.
AUGUCGGUUCUACAAGGUCUCCUGGCGACCUCUACGCGGCGGGUGGUGGCGGUUGCUAGCUUUGCUGUACUUCUGCUUACGGCCCCAUUCCUCUACUUUGCUUUUACGUUGUACCCUUUCUGGGUCAAUGAUCCUAAUACCUUCGUGCCUGGUUCCAGCGUUGUUUCCGGUGAUAGACUCGUCGGUUUUAACGAUAGUCACUAUCCUAGUGCCGAUGGGCAGUCGGAUCAGAGCAUCUUGGAAGAGAGCGACAGUGAUGCGUUUGCGCUACAUCCAAAUGAUCACAUAUUUCGGAAACCGCAGACGAUUCGCAUGGCAUGGGACGUUACCAUGGAGGAGCGCGCUCCAGAUGGGGUUAAGAAAAUGGUCUAUUUAAUAAACGGGCAGUUUCCAGGCCCAACUAUCGAAGCUCGAUCUGGAGAUGAGCUUGUGAUCAAUGUUUAUAACUCCAUAUCCAACGGCGACAAUGAUGGAAUUUCAAUCCACUGGCACGGACUUUCAAUGAAAGGGGCCAAUCAUAUGGAUGGCGUAGUAGGCCUGACGCAGUGUGCCAUUGGUCCAUCAGAGAACUUCACAUAUCAGUUCCGAAUUGAUGAGUCCCAGUCCGGAACAUUCUGGUACCAUGCCCAUGCGGGACUUCAGCGAGCCGAUGGGCUCUUCGGUGGACUUGUGGUACACAAACCGACUGAUCCAGGAAUGGAAUCCGAUUUGUCGACGUACCAGUACGAGACAGAAAAGCUUCUACUUGUGGGAGACUGGUAUCAUCAACAAGCUGACGCUGUGUUUAAUUGGUACCAAGAUUCGAGGCACUAUGGGAAAGAGCCUGCACCAGACUCCUUCCUUAUUAAUGGUGAGGGCUCGUUCAACUGUUCGGCGGCUGUCAAGGCACGGCCAGUCCUCUGUCAUUCGGUUCCAAAACCAUCAAUAAGGCUCGCAGACACAGAUCGUGUGAGAGUCAGAGUAGUCAACACUGGGGUUUCCUCCGGCCUCACUCUAUCUAUUUCACAAGGAGCCAUGAGUCUCAUCACCGUCGACGGUGGAAACCCGGUUGGAAAUACUCCAAUUGCAGCUGUAAUGGGUGUUCUUUACCCUGGUGAGCGCAUGGAUAUUAUUCUUGAUAAUUCUCUGCAUGAGAAUACGCAAGGUCAUUCGGGGAUUAGGCAUUUGGGCCGAGAAACCGAGCUCACAUUUGCUUUGGACGGGGAAAAUAUGCAAAUUGAAAACUACGCUCUUACGCGGAUUCAAUCCUUUCCUCUCGUGUGGAACGAGAGACCGAUGGGUACGUCAUGGCGAGAAACAAAAGUGAAACCCAGUCCAACAUCACAUAUCCUUCUUUCGGAGGUAUCAGGACUUCCCGCAACUUCUAGCUCAAAUUUUCCUGAGAAACCUAUGGAAACCUCCGUGCUGUACACUGCAAUGCAGAUUCGCUCCUCGUUUCACAAUCGACCCGUAGGCAUCGUGAACCACACGUCGUGGAUGAUUGAGGAUCCGAAGGGAAAACCACUCCUUGCGCUGGACCCCAAAGACUGGGCCAAGGCUACGAAGCAGCCAAGUUCAAUCCAGAGCCUGCAUGUUCCUUGGUAUCAACAAUCCGGGGAUAAUAGAUGGAUUGACCUGGUAUUAAAUAACAUGGAUGAUAAAGGGCAUCCUUUUCACUUACAUGGAUACGAAUUUUACGUUCUUGCCGUACAAUCUACGACACAAUUCGGAGGAUACAAUCCAUUUGAUGCUGCUUCAGUAGACCAGGCGGGACCUGUGAACGUGCUGAAUCCUCUGCGCAAAGAUACUGUUUACGUCCCACGAAGGGGGUAUGCUAUUCUGCGGUUUCCUUUGAAUAAUGAUGGAUUGUGGCUUCUUCACUGCCACGUAUUGCUACACCAGGCCGCGGGUAUGGGCAUGGUCCUUCGCAUCGGAGAGAUUGACCUAGAUGCAAAACAUAGCGCUUCUACAAUGUGUAAUAGAUAGAUACUGUGAGUAUAUCUAGUCGCUCUCGUCUUCUAGAAUUAGAAAGAUC